This is a messenger RNA of Fusarium pseudograminearum CS3096, 22362 nucleotides long. RefSeq lists its product as uncharacterized. The record is from RefSeq and is a predicted model, not a curated record. NCBI's taxonomy places the organism in Eukaryota, Fungi, Ascomycota, Sordariomycetes, Hypocreales, Nectriaceae. The transcript is spliced from 4 exons. Bases 1 to 22362 code for a protein of 7453 amino acids.
AUGCAGCGAGACGAUCGCUCUCGGGAUUCCGAGGGCUCUGGUUCUCGUCGCCGGUGGUACGAGUCUCGCGAUCGCGAUCUUACUCCAAGAGCUGGAGAUCAGAGAGACUCACACUCACGCUCCUCCUACUCGCGUCAGCAACCGCCAUACCAGCAACAACAACAACCUUAUUCACCCAUGUAUCAAUCACCAACGCAGCAACGACAGUAUGAUCCGCAAAGACAGGAUCAAUUCCAAAUGUACCAACAAUCACCACAGCAAAAUCCGGCAUUACCACAACGACCACAACAGUAUCAGUAUCCGUACCAGAACCAGUAUCAGCAGCAGCAGCAGCCCUACUACAGCGCGCCGCCUCAAUCGAUGCCUGGUUAUAAUAGUCCUUACCAGCAGCAGCAGACCCUGCAACAGCAGAACCCGCAACGACCGCAAACACCUUCGAGUGUCUUUUCAUCCUCCAGCGACACAUCAACGUCGCUGCUAGAUAUUUCACGAUUCAAGGAUACGAAGGAAUAUGGUGGCCUACUUGGCACGUUUUUCAAGGCGCCAUCGGAACGGGUUAAACAGCGUCUCCACCGAAAGAAGAGUAAGAAGCGCCGCGUCCUUUACUUUGGCAACUCUUCCUCCUCCUCUGUGAACUCUGAUUUAGCUUAUGGAAACGGCUAUGUGCGACAACCCAAGAGCCGUACCUUGAGCCCCCGAAGUCAAAGUCGUAUUUCUGGCCAGGGUUACGGAUCUGCCGCCGGCGUCGGCCCUGGUCCUAGCCAUGGGCGGCGACGUAGCUCUGGAGGGUCUGAUCGUGCUGCGCGACUGACCCCCAAGAAGAAAAAGACCGCCGAUGAGGAGAUAAUGGCUCUCGGCCAGCAGCUGUCUAACCUGGCACGUCUUUCCAAGGAGGAUGAGCAGCGUCAGGCGCGCAAGGCAUCAGGUAAGGGUAAAGGUAAAGCAGCCGCCAUGGGACUCGCAGCUGGCGUUGCCGGCGCCGCUAUGGCUUCUCAAUAUGGCAGAGACAAGAAUGGCCGCAUGAUAAACGGCUUGAAGCAGCGUGUCGCAUCUUCAGACGACGAGGACGAGUGGGAAGAUGCUUCCGGAGACGAAGAUGACUCUUAUUCUUCUUCUUCAAGCAGCGAUGGUGCUGGUUCAGCUGCCGACUCGGAGCUUGCCUACGGAACCGUUGCAGAGUCCAUCAAGCCUGCGCUCGGCGCUGCAGCAGCCGCUGGAAGCGCCGCCGCCGCAGGCAUGGUAGACCACCGAAGACAAUCCAGUUACGGCUAUGACUCGUCGCCAGAGCAUCGGAGGCAUGGAAGUAGGGGCUCCGUUGUUGAUCCUCGUCUUUUUGGACCCCACAACUCGCUGCGAGGCUCAAUUAACACACCGUGUGGAUUCCGAAAUGAUGAUGAAGCUGUCGCAUACCGUCGGGAUUCAGGCAAUUUCGGAAACGGUACACCAAUCCACAUGCGAGAUACGUAUUCUGAUCCUAACCGUUACGAUGGAGAGCGGUUCUCAACGCCUAUCGCACAGCAAGAUCCUUCAGCCCGACCCGCCCCGGUCCCCUUGCAGCAACCGGUUCCUAAAACCCCCGUUUCUUCAAAGGUCUACGAUGCUGUGAAGGUUGAUGAAGCAAACCGCAGAAACCAUCGUCAGCGACGAUCUGAACAACCUGAAGAGAAGGACUGGAGUGGAGUCGCCGUCGGUGGCAUUGCUGCCGCAGCAGCAGCAGCAGGCGUGGCCAUGGUCGCGUCCUCGAAGAAGGAUAGCCGUGAGUAUCGUGAUGAGCAGCAGCGUGAUCGCGACGAUCGGGAGAAUCAACGCCGACUUGACCGGGACCGCCAGAGAGCUCUGGAACUUGAAGAGCAAAAGCUUCGAGAGCUUGAGCGUCAAAAAUUGCGAGCACAGCAAAGGGCGCAAAACCCUGAAAACGAGGCAGACCGACACGAACAACUGGAGAAGGAACGUGCACGAAACAUGAAGUGGGAACGUGAAUACCGCGAAAUGGAACCCGAGGCUAUUAUUCCCAAUUAUAAUAAUGAGCGAAAAUCUUCACGAUAUUAUGAUGACGAUACCCCCAAGGAUAGAAAUGACAACAAGGAGAAGAGUAAUGUCGAUGUAGUGGUUGCCCCGAAAUCUGAUCAGAACGAGGGGAAACCAUUUGGAAUACAGUACGGCCCAGAGUUCCAGCUUGAGCGUGAGCCGACGGUUCAGGUUGGGACUGGCGAGCGCAAGGCUACACGAAAUGGUCGCGACCUCCCUCUAGCGACUGGUGCAGGCCAUCAGGCUGUGACGGAAUCGACCAAGUCUGCACACCAAGAUAUUGAUCCUUUCCAAUAUCAGGUUUCAGACGACGCUUUUACCAUGUCUCAAGGCACUACCCCUGGACGACCCCUUACACCCAAUGUAGUUACUAUUGAGCGCGAGCCCAAUUUUGACGACUCUCCACCAAGAGAUUCGGCUGUCGACGCUCGACUCAGCCGCCGCGACUCCUUCGAGAUUCAGCGCAUGGUCGAAAACUACCACCGAGAGUCGCAGGGCGCAUCGCAACGCCGCGACCCCCGAAACGGCCAUGAGUAUGAAGAGGAGGAGCACAAGGCUAGGUCGAUUCUCGACGAGGCCAAGCACGCCACUAUUCCUGUAGCAGCGGCUGCAAUCGCAUCCGCAGUAGCAGUUGAAAAUGAGCGUUCACAAGAGCGUCGAAAGGCGACUCACUCGGAAGACAGUUCUCGGGACACCUCGCGAAGACGUAAAGAUGCUGUCCAGGAGGAGGCAGAUCGAUACUACCGCGAGACUAAUAUUGCCCGAAAAAUUGCUUCCGAUGAGAUGCGAUCACGCAGCGCCUCACCUGAGCGAUCUGUGGUUGAUAAGUGGCAAGAGAACAAGAAUGAAUCGUUCACUAUUGUCACACCACCAGCCAUGGAGGACAAACAUCCAGAGAAGAGCAUUUAUGAAGGCCCCGACGCAGAUGUGAAGAUCGACAACAAGAUUCAUCCUCGAGAAGAACAUCAGUACCGCAACCUGGGCAAGAAGUCUUCGCGACGGAACGUUUCGCGAGAGCGCCCACUUUUGAACUUGAUUUACCCCACCCCUGCCGUGAGCCGCCAGCAUACACCUGCCCCUGAGGCGCGAAAGCAGCCAGAGGCCACUGAGAUUGUUGACAAACCUGAAGACUUCAGUAUCGGACCUAAGGGCGAGAUCAUCUCUGUCAGCGAGCCAGUCUCUGCUGCCAAGUCUGUGAGCUGGGGAGAGAAUGAGACCAAGCGCUUUGAUGCCGACAGCCCUGAGAAGAGUGAUAACGACAACUAUUUCCCUGCCGAGAAGGCUGCCGAGAAGUCCCGACCCAAGCUGAAUAAGGCGAGCCGCUGGGGUAUUCUUGCUGCUGCACUGGCUGGUAGUAGUGCUGAGCCACAGAACGAACCUGAUGUCGAAGUCGACCCGAAACAAACCGAAAUGCCUGGAGGUUACUCAUACUCAGACGCAGGAAGCAGCGAUGUUUCCAUUCGACGGGCCGAAUUUUACGUUGAUGACAUGAACAGCUUCCCUCCCGUUGUCGGUACUAAGCCUGCAAGCCCACAGCAAAUGCCCGGUCGCUUUGCGGAUGACUUUGAGUUUGCCGCCACCCUUGCUGCUGGAUUGAAAGACACUGGAUUCAACCCCGAUAUCGUCAUUGAUGAUCCGUCCUACAGCCGACGUGACUCCCCCCCAGGAGUCCAAGAAGCAACUGGUGAUUCCCAUGGCGGAUCAAACGGUAACGCCUGGUAUAAACGACCUUAUGCUGAGGCUGCUCCGGAACCCAUUGAUGCUCCAAAGCUUCUGCCCGAGCAAGGAUUUGUCGUUGGAGAGGUCGAGACUCCUCAGGAAACGACACCCCUGCCUUACGAGAGUAAGCGUGAUAUCAGAGCAGAUGCACCCAAGCCUGAAGAUGUGCCGCUUCCUGACAACCAAACUGAAAGUCCAAAGCCCAGCAAACGAGAGCAGCGCAAGCGAGAAAAGUCUGAUGUUGUUGUCGUCCAAGACGAUGGCAGAAUUGAGACUCCCGGGGCCGAACCCUCACCCUCUCGUGAUGUAGGCGAGGCGGUAUGGGAAGACAUUUCCCGCAAGAAGAGCAAGGAUCGUAAGAGUCGUGACUUUGAUGAUGAGUGGAGUUCCACUGUCUCAGCUCCUGCUCCGUAUGAGCCGAGAUCUGACUAUGACCGGGGCACUUCUCAGGACGAAAACCGCGACCGUGACAUUAGUAUGUCUGACGUUGCCAAGGUGGCUGUGCCUGCUGCCCUUGCCCUGGGUGCCAUUGCCUCAGGUUCAAGGGAUACACCUUCUCGCGAUGUUCGCCCUGAUAUGAGUGAUUCUCCAGAGGAGCCACGCAAACAGCUGAACGAUGACUACUACUACGAUGGCGACAGAUCUCGUGUCUCUGCACCUGCCGAGCCGUCUCAUCACCGACAAUCGUCCAGAGACGCUGUGCUCCGAGAUAUCCGAUCAGACGAUGAGCAGGAUCCUCCCAAACACUCAAGAAAACACAAGAAAGAUCGCGAGUCGCGAGAUGAAGGUAGAUACAAGGACUCUUCGACCUUGGACCCGAACGAUCGACGAUCAUCAAGGAGAGAGUCGUCGAGGGAUCGUUCGAGGGAUCGCUCAAGGCAUCGUUCAAGCGACCGCAGAUCCAGAGACCAUUCAAGAGAUCACAAAUCUAGAGAUCGUUCUAGAGACCGCUCAAGGGACCACCGUUCUAGAGAUCACCGCUCAAAAGAUCGUUCAAGAGACAGAACAAGAGACAGGUCGAGGGAUAGAACCAGAGAUAGGUCAAGAGAUAGGUCUCAUCACAGAAGAUCCGAUGACGAGGAGGAGAGACAUAAGAAAUCGAAGCGCCACCCCUAUGGAUAUGACUCACCCACCCAGUCAAUGGCGGCCUCUGAAAUCUCUGUUGCCAGUUCUAGCAGCAAGAGAAGCAAGAAGUCCAAGCGAAGAAAUGGCGCCGGGGACGAUUACGACGACUCAAGAGACAGCCCAUCACACCGCAAGCGCGAGUCUUACGAUGACAGAGAUGCAAGUUCUACUGUCUCGGAGUCGCGUGGACACCGACGAGCAUCAUCUCGAUACGACGAUGACGAUGCUAAGUCGGUUGCGUCUAGCUCAUCCCGCCGUGAGAAGGACUACAAGGAACGCAGAACACCAGAGAAGCGACCAAGCACCAGCGUCCUUUCCGGCCUCUUCAAACCACGCAAGGACAAGAAGGAUUCUUUUUUAGGUAAUGCCGACACCCUUGGCGCGGGUGUCGGCUUGGCGACAGCAGCAGAUAUUUAUGCCUCUGAUGCUGGUCGCUCUAACGCCGCUGAUGCCCCAUCAGACCGAGUGCCUUCUGCCUCUGGUGAUGGGCUACGCCAUGUGCGAAGCUUCGAACUGGUUGACCCUGAGGUCAUACCCCGUGUUAUCAAACCAGCCAUUGACCCCCAAUAUGGCGACCUUCUUCCUCUACCUCCUAGUGAACCUUCUAGCCCAACCUCUUCUGUCUCUGGCGAACUACCCCCUCUUCCUGAUAGUCGACCCGAUACUCCUCCUGAGGAGCGCGGUGUCCGCCGAGAGCCUUGGCCUCAGCAGCGCCGCCGCAGUAUUUUCGAGACGCCUAUCAAGUCUCCCAGCCGUACCGCUGUUCCCAUCGCGCUCCGUCUAGGUAACAGAUCAUCAAACCCUGCCUCUCCUGUGAGCUUCAGAGCUUCUCCGGCUAGCUCCCCUAUUAUCUCGCACUCGGACGCGGUCGUCAUGUCAAGACGACAAGCUCGACCUACCUCUUGGGACAACAGCCGUGAAUUCAUGCCUCUAUAUCUCCUUGAACAAUCACGACACCCCGCACCCACAACAGGAUCUGUACUUCCUGCGCUGCCACCCAGUGAGCCCAGCGAGACUUCCGCGAGGAACUCACCCGAAUCUGAAUUCCUCAAACACAACGAUGAUUACUUCGGCGAAAACCCUGAUUAUACUGGGCCUGAUCUGCGCGUUGACACUGUUCUCUCUGAGCAGCAAAAGGACUCUGACGCCGAAUCGCAGCAGACGACCCCUCGUGCCGAAUUCAUGCCUAUGCUUCCAGAGCUUACACCUUCUGUCGCUUCCAACGAGCCAACCCCUGGCCUGGCAGAGCCUGAACUCCCAGAACCCACGCCCGCUACAGCCCCUGACCCCCCUACGCCUUCUCUGGCAACUCCUCUUGAGUCUGGUAGUAGGGAUAUGGCUGGUGAUGAGCACUCUACCCCGCCCCCCUUCGAUGCUGCUGCUAUUGCCGUUCCUGCCGGCUUGGGCGCCAGUGCUGGUUUAGCUGCUGCUGCCCUUUUUCAUGCUAGGAAUCGUGCCGACUCACCUGUGGAGAAGACAGAUGAUCUUACCUCUGCCGAUGAGUACUUUUCCGAUGCUAUUGAAGGCCCUUCUGAACAGACUUCACCUAGAGGAGAUAUUCCCGGACGACUUUCAGCUGCCGUUGACAGAGAGCCUACUUCUGAGUUUGCUGCUAAGCCUCCUUACGAACAUUCUUCCGAAACUACAACUGGGGCUUUCACUACCCCCGUCAACGAGCUCGUUGCUGAUGAGCCUUCUGAUGUCACAUCUAAUGUCGAGGUCGCUGCCGAAAGGACAGCAGUCGAACAAACAGAGGAUCAGAUCGCCAGGGAUAUUCCUGAUACCACUGAUACUGCGGCUGAGCCGUUUACUGUUCCUAUCAAUGAGCAUAUGGUUGAGGAACGUAUUCAUGCUGAACCUGACGUCGACUCUGCAAAUGAGGUGGCCAAAGAGAUUGAGGAGCCGGUAGCAAAGGAGGCCGGUGUUGCUGAUAAGAGUGCAGCUGAAUCUUUUGCCAUUCCUGUCAAGGAGCUCGCUACCGAAGAGCCCGCACAUGCCAAGCCCGAUACUGACCUUGCGACUGAAGAGACAAUAGCCAAUGAGGCAGACAGACAGGUAUCAAAGGACAUUUUUGAUGCUGGUGAAACUGCAGAGGAGACUGUCGCCAUUCCUGUCAGUGAACCUACCAUUGAAGAGCCAGCUGUCAGUGAGUCUAUUGUUGAAGAGCGCGCUGUCGAAGAGCCUACUGUCGAAGAGCCUUUGAAUGCGCCAUCAAACACAGAGCAUUUUGUCGGGGAGGCAAAGGAAGAUGCCAUUGACACUUCGACUGAACCCCUCACUGCUCCCAUCACUGAGCCCAGUUCUGAAAAGCCUGCCAAUGUCAAGUAUGGUGCCGAACCUGUAUUCAACGAAGCAACAUCCAAAGAAAUGGAGGAACAAGCUGCCACGGAUGCUGCCGCAGCUUUCCAGGCGGCUGGAGCUGAAGCUGCUGCCAAAUCUGCCGCCGAAGCUGAGACUGCUGCACAGGUUGAAGCUGAAGAGGUUGCUAAGGAGGAGGAGGAGAUGGCUGCUCUCAAGUCUAAGAAGGCCAAGAAGCUCACAAAGGCUGAAAAGACUCGCUUGAUGACCUUGAUUGCCAACUCAGUCAGACGAGCAAAGGCAAAGGCUGCCGAAACCACCCCUAAGCCAGUCGAGCCAGUCGAGCCAGUCGAGCCAGUCGAGCCAGUCACCAAGCCAACCGCAGAGCCUUCUUUGGAGGAGCCUGUAGUUGAGGAGCGCACCGAGACACAGGAGUCCACUGUAGAAGAUAGCACCGCGUCAGCCAAGGAUACAGUUCCUGAGGCUCUUAACAACAUUCAAGAGCCCAAGUCCACCGAACGAGUCGUGGAAACUACUCCUGCUGAAACUGUGGCCGAGGAGCCUUCUCGAGAUCUCACAACAGAACCUGUUAUCGAAGAUGUUACUGCAACCGCUCCUGAAUCUCCACCACUGCCAACCGACGAGCCAUUCGCUGAGCCUUUGGCAGAUGUUGUUCCCGAAACACUUGAACCUUCUGAUGAGCUAGAGACUGAAUCAGCUGACAAGAACAUCGUCAAUCUUCCCAAGUCCAGCUAUGAGCCAGAUACUAUCCCCCAGCCUGAAUUGGUUGUCGAAGAUGUCUCGGUCACUGAGGCCAGGGCUGGAAACAUGAAAGAGAAGACGGAGGACCUUCCUCGUGAAGCUAACAACAACUCCAUGGCACUCACUCCCGAUGCUAUUGUAGAACCUCAAACGACCCCAUCUGUCGACGCCCCUGCCGAAGGUACUGCUGAAGUUGUCGAAAUCGCUGAAGCGAAGCCAGAACAACCUGUGGCUGAGCGUGCAGUGAAUGAGAUCACCACCGAAGAGUGGGACAAGAUGAAUGCCAAGGACAGAAAGAACAUGAAGAAGAAGCUUAAGAAGCAGGGACUUGAACCAAUUAUUCAAGACUCAUUUGAUCUUCCAGCUCCUGCUGAUGACUCGACCAAGGACAACCAGCCUACUCUGAGUGAAGAAGCCAUUGCGGAGGACAAAUCUUCUGCGUUGAAGUCGGUUACGGCUGAAACCGAAAUCUUAGCCCCACCAGCACCCGAGCCAUCUGACGUCUCCGAAGCCGAGGGCGUUCAAGAGCCUGCUACCGCCCAAGGAGAAGAGCCCACCAACAUAACGCUUGAGGAACCGUCUCAUUCUACAGAGGAGGAUACUUUGCCAGUCAACAAAGAAUUGGUCAUUCAGCCAGGAACGGAAAACACAGUACAGGAGAUGGAAGUCCACACUGAACCUGCAGCACCCGCAUCUGAGCAUGAGCCUGCACCUGAAUCGGCCGCCGAGGCCCCUACCGUCACGGAGCCUGCACCUGAUGCCACCCCAUACGAGGACAAGGCCGUCGAGGAGUUGCCUGAGUCUCCAUCCAAGAGCAAGAAGAGAAAGAAGAAGAGCAAGGCGCAGCAACCACCGAAGGAACCAACAUCUAUGGAACCCACAGCUGUUCCGGCUGAGGAUACAGCCAUAGAUGCCUCUCCAACCCCUCAAGCUGAAAAGGCGGCUUUCGAUGCUUGGGCUGAUCCGGUUGUUUCUAUUGAGACCCCCACUGCUGCACCUGUCGACAUACCCGCCGAACAAUCCUCAGCUGUUGUGGAGGAUCCCUCACAACCUUCUGCGGACCUGCCACAGGACGCCCCUGUUGAACAUCCCGUUGACGCAGAUGCCUUUGAUGCCUGGGCUCAGCCAGACGCUGUUGCGAAUACCGAUGUUAUUGAGCAAGAGCAGGAUAAGCCUGCUGACAUUGCUGAACCACUUCCCGAACAAUCCAACGAGUCAAUGCAGGGCGAAGAUUCCGUUUCUUCCAAGUCAAAAAAGAAGAAACCGAAGAAGAAGGGCAACAACACAGAUGACGAGCCAGUAACUGAGACUCAGGAUAGCACUUUGCAAGAUAAAUCUCUUGACGCACCCGAGAAGACAACAUAUGAUUUGCCCGAACCACCCGCCCUGGUAGCCGGUACAAAGACUGAUAUCAUCGAUGACACCCCGGCCAACGAAGCUACACCAUCGAAACCUGUUGUGUCAAUACCCAAGCAGGAUGGUGUGCUCGCUGCACCAGUACCUAACACCCGAGAGCCUGAUGAUCUGGAUGACGUCCCCUACUCUCCCUCUUCUGGCAAUCAAUCCCCUUCCACCAAUGAUCGAAAAGGUUACUUUCCUUCUGCCCUUCGCGCACUUCCCGGUGCUGCAGGAAUAUCGGCCUUUAAGAGAAUGUGGGGAUUCCAGGAUCAAGCGAGAGCGCAGAACCGCAUGCGUCAAGCUCAACCUGAUGCUUCCAAGCCCAGCAGUGAGAGCCAGCCCGACCCUGUAAGCGCUGAGACAUCAGAGGUCGCCGAGGCAAAGCCUGAUGUUCCCAUCGCCGAAGUGGUUAGUGACAAGGCUGCUGCUAAUAAGCCCCUGACUUCGUCUGAUUCUCAUAUGUCCGAGCCACUUUUCUCUCAAGGGGAUGCGCCUGUAGAGGAAUCGCAGGCAACGAAUAGUGAAGUGGAGCCUUCGCAGGGUGAUGAGCCGCAGAAUGUCGCCACACAUGUGAACGACGACGUUCCUGACAACAAUGAUGCACCUGCAGCCGUUGAACAGCCUGUGGCGGAGACAGAGGAUGGACCAGCCGAAUCAGCCGAAAUCGCACCUGAGACAGUACGCAAGAUUCGUACUGGAGUAAUUGAAAGCGAGGAUGUGAAAUCCGUCGAGAACCCACCGAUUGAGAUAAUAUCCGACGCAGCACAAGCUAUUGAGGGCAAGCCUGAUGAGACUGCCGAGGAUAAACCUAGGGAGAUGACAAAAGACAAUAACGCGAACCCUUUAGAGUCAGCACCAGAUGAUACGGCAGAGGCUACCGAAGCCAAGCCUGAACUAGCUACCGAAGAGGAGUCAAACAAGACCGUUGAAGUCGAGAACACAAAGACUGCCGAGGAAACUGUUGUAGGAAACAUUGAGGACGACGUGUCUGGUUCUAAGAAGAAGGCAAAGAAGAACAAAAAGAAGAAGAAGAUCCAAGCCGGCCAGGACGAGACUCUCGAGCACGAGACAAAUGAUUCGGUUCAACAAGACCAAGUGAUUAAGGAAACACCCGUUGAGGAAGUCACACAUGUGUCGAAUGAGGCGGACAACCAGGCCUCGUUCUCGGAACCGGUGGCAGAAGCCUCUCAUGACACCCCAGAGGAACUCGGUGUAACAGAGCCUGGAGUAAAGCCAGACAACACAACUCAAGUCGAAAUUGCUGACGAUCAACCUGAAACCAAGCCGGAGAUUGAGAAAUCAAUUGAACCAGAGGUUUUGGACCAACUGUCAGCCGACGACAAACCAGUUGAGGGUGAGACAAAAGAAGAGGCCAAAAUCGACAACGAGCCAACUCAAAUGCGGUCUGAAGAAGAGCUGCACAUGAAUGAGAAGCCUGAAGAUACACCUGAGGCCCGGCCCGACGACAACUCAGAAGACAAGCUCCAGAGCGGCGAUAAAUUCCCUGAAGCCGAGGUCGACCAGUCACAGACUGAUGGCGAGCUGGUGAAGACUGAAAAUCAAGAGUCUCAUCAGACCAACCAUGACGCUGCUCAAGCUGAAGACAUACCCACCGUUCCCGAGGUCCAGCUGUUACCGCAAGUUGAUGACAAGUCUCAGGCUGAAGCAGAGGAAUCACAACAGAUGGACGGCAAACCCCUCGAAUCAGAUGCACAAGAGACAUUGCAAACUGAUGCCAAGUCGGUCAAAGAUGAGAUCAAGGAGCCAGAUUCCGAUGUUAAAUCGCCCCAAGUCGAGACCCCCAAGGAAGAUGACAAACCAAGUCAGCCCGAGGUCGCGGAACGAACACAGACUGACGACAAGCCCACGCAAGCUGAGAGCAUCGACGACAAAACAGUUGGUUCUGAAGACAAAUAUCCCUCCUCCAGCGAGAAGCAGGUGGAUACAACAGUAUCUGAGGAACCAACCCAAGCUAGCCGGGAUGUCGUCGCCAUGCCCUCUGCAGAUGACAUUUCUCCGAUGACAUGGAAAGCUGGGUCACCAAAAGCCGGGUCAGUUGCAAUGAAAAUCAAAGAAGCAGAGAGCAAAGCUUUGCGCCAAGCAGUGGACACUGAGACAGCGAAAGACAAUGCGGAGAUCGAAGCAUUGCUCGAAAAGCAAUCGCGCAGAGGAGGCCGUCUCCUCAAGAAAGAUCAAAAACGCCUUACCGCCCUUGAGGAUAGCGUGGCUCGAAGGGCAGAGGCACGAGCUGCCCGUGAAGCUACGCCGCCAGCUGCUCAGGAGCCCACCGAUUCCCUCGCUGCCGAUGUCAAUGUCCAGAAACCUGCCAAAACGGACGCCGAACCAGCUCAGCCAGAGGAAACUCGUGACAUAGAUAUUCCCCAAGAUACGGCUCCAGCCAAUGAGGCGACCGCAGCUGCUGAGAAUCAAUCUGGCAGUGAAGCCCAGCCAACAGAAACAUCGGGCGAAGCCGAAACAGCGGGCGCGGGUUCAUUGAACGAGGCCACAGAAACUCUGACAGAUUUACCGUCGGAGAACAAGCCUAUGAACGACCAGGUUGCCACUGAUACGGCCCCAGCUGCAGAGCCCCAAGAGAAAACAACAGUCGACAACGAGGUAACGGAGCCAGCAAGCAAGAAGUCCAAGAAAAAGAAGAAGAGAAAAUCAGUAUCCAUUUCCGAGAACGGGGAAUCGCAGAAUCUAGGAACAGAAAACACUGAUACGCGCACAUCGGCACCUGAAUCCGAACAACUUGAUCAAAUUGCUGCCAACACUGAGGAUACUCCUGCACACGUGGAACUUGCUCCUGAAGAGGCUCCUGCCGCUCAAGAUAUACCCGAAGUCCCAGCCUCCGAGGAUACAGCCACAGAUGUACCGUCAUCUGAUGCAAAAGAAACCGAAGCGUCUUCAUUGAUCAACCCCGGAAAUCCUUCGACUGAGAACACCACUGCUGAGAGCCAGGCCGAGGGACCUUCAGAUGCUACCUUGGACAAGGUUGAAUCAGAGUCUACCUCCGAGAAGAAGAGCAAGAAGAAUAAGAAGAAGAAGAAGAAGGACACAUCUACAGAUGAACCAGAAAAGCAACCUGACGCCGAGUCCUCAACUCAGACGACUUCUGAAUCCAUAUCUAAGGUUUCUGAGGAUGCCAAAGAUGUUGAACAAGAAGCAUCUUCCGGUACAACUAACCUAGCAGAGCCAGUCGACGGCGAGACUGCAGAAGCAUCUCCUCUUCCACUGGGAUCUGAAACAGCGAACAUGGCUCCUGAGAUUCUCCCGACAGACGAUGAGCCGGCACAGCCAGCUGAUGGCGAGAAGCCUGAAGAGGUCUCUCCUGGCCAGGAACCAGCAUCAGCCACCGAGGCUACUGAAGUACCAGAUGCUGUUGUUCCCGAGCAACCCCCUACCGAACAACCUCUACCGAACGUCGACGAACCCGAUUCCCCUGCAAAACUGUCCAAGAAGGAUAAGAAGAAAAAGAAGAAGGCAGAUAAGAAGAAGGCUGCACUUGAAGAAGAAUCUAAGGAGCCUGAGCCCGAGCCUACUGCAUCUUCCGAAAAGGGUGAAGCUGAGGUUGAACUCGUAACAACCGAGCGCUCGGUCGAAGAUCCCAAAGUCACGCGUGACGAGAUGUCCAAGGAGACCGACUCCAAAGAAAUUCCCAAGCCAGAUAUAGUUUUGGAGGGCGAGAAUAUCACACCAGCCAACGAAGCCAAAGUGCCAGACACCGGUGAUUCCGGAGAACUUCCUAGUGAAGAACCAGCUAGUCCUGAAGACGAGCGGGGUGGGUUUAGCCUCAGUCAAUCCCAGACCGACCAAAAGAACAAGGCUAAAGACAGCGAUUUUGAAUCCGUACAGGACCUCAAGACCAAUCAUCCAACGCAGCCGGAGACGAUCAUGGAUCCGGUAAGACAGGGCGUAACCACCGCCGUCGUGGAUGAGGCCCAGAGCCAAGGAUCUUCUGAAGGCACACCACGACAGGGGGAUAAGACUGAAGCUGUUCAUCGUGAUCCCCCCGUUGAGCCUGAAACAAAGCUGGAGUCGGGUCUGGGAUUGGAAUUGGGAAAGGAAAAGAUGGAAGAUGACGAGGAGUUUGCUGGCCUGUCGAAGAAACAAAUCAAGAAGUUGAAGAAAGCUCGAGCUCUGGUUACCCCGGAAUCUUCAGUUGAAGCAGAGAUGCCAAAGGAAAGCGGAACCUCACUAGACGAGGCAGCGGAACCUGCGACUGAAGCUGGUACAGAGUCUGAGUCAACCCCUCAAACUUGUGCCGAAUCUGCGGCUGAAACCACCAUUGGGGCAGAGCAAGAGCUUGGUUACGAGACCAUGAAUGAUCCACUCCCUGACAUUGAGGAGACUGUACCUAUAAUUGAGCCUGAUUUUGAAGCUGAACCCGAGUCCAAAACUGAGAUUCAACCUUUGGACAAUACCGAUAUUCAACCUGCGACAGAGGGAGCUGAUGCCGAGCCCAAACUUGAUGCCGACUUGCAAACAAGACAACCCCAGUCUGAUGGACAGACAACUUCCGAACAGGAUACCAUUGUUCCUGCGCCGGAUGUUGAUUCUGGAGACAAUUUAACUGAUGUCCCUGACAAGAGUUCAAGUACUAACCUUCCCGUUGAGCAUCAAGUUGUGAAGGAGCCAGAUUCCUCUCGCGUAGAGGAAGCAGCUGAGCCACCGCAGAUGCUCGGUGAAUCCGUCAAGGCAACUCAAGAUUCACGCUCGCACGUUGAGUCGGAAGCAGGGCCUAUCGCCUCAGCGAAGCCUGAACAGCCUGAAGUGGCUACCGAAGACAUCCCGUCCUCGUCGUUAAACAUGGCAGAAAAGAGUGCGGAGGCACCAACUGUGAAAGCGGAACCUUCAGAGCCAGUCGAGAUCAACCAGCCACUUGAAGAGACACUGGCCGAUAUUCCCGCUGAAAGCGUGGAUGAAAACGCUCCUGAACAGGCGGUGCAAGAUCCCCAAGAGCCUAUCCUGCAGCCACUUGAAGACCCUACACAGUCGUCUGAACCAGAAACUGUUGAGCCAGAAGCCAUUUCUGAGCCUGCAGCCCAAGUUGGAACUACACCAGAACGUGAUACUCAAACACCGUCUACUGAUGUUGCGACGGGAUCUAAGGAACAGACGCCUCUAGACCUACAGCCGUCGCCAGACCUCCCCCUUCCUACGACAGUCCUACCCAAAAACCCCAGUAGUCCCCGACUUGUGAGUGAAGCUGCUGGGCCUGAAUCAGUGGGACAAGACCUUUCUGUCACUAUCGAGGAAACGGACCCUCUGUCUGUUGCCCCCAAUGUUCUCGAGAGCGACGACACUCAAAUUCCUGAUGCCCAGACUGUGCCUAUGUUAGAGGAGGAGAGCAAGUCAGUGGAAAGCAAUGUCGAGAAGCAAUUUGAGGAACUCCCGCAGCCUACCGUUGGAGGCAGUCUCGUGGUCCCUGCGGACUCGCCUCUAGAGGAAAAACCAAUUGAGGAAACUGCUACUUCAUCGUAUCCUACCACUGAGGCCAUUCCUAUUCCCGAGCCAGAGGAAGACCCAGCAAGAGAUACUGAAGCCAACCAAGACAUUACAAACGAGACCACUAAUGACGAGGCAAAGGCGGAACCCGUCGAGCUGACAAAGGAUAAGCCGAUCACGCCUGUACUCGAAAAUCAACAACAGUUGGUUUCUGAUGACCAUUCUCUUGAGAGUUCUACGUCGCAGAGCGAUCCGCAAGUGACCGACGAUAAAUCCGGUGAGAAGGCCCAACUCCCCAGAGAGGAUGCAGAAAUGGAGGGGUUUGAGGACAGCGUACCAAGCGAGACGAACGUUCAGGAGACACCAGAGGCGACUCAAGAUACUAUUCUCCCACAAGUCGAAUCCACGACAGAGGAUAUUAUCCCCGAUACCACUGCGCUGCCAGAUGCCUUGCCGGAUCCACCAACCGAGUUGAUAGACACCCCUAAUACCAAUGUGCCUGAAAAGCCGGAACGUGGUGAGAAUGAGUUUACAACCGAGGACUGGCAAUCUCUCGCUGCCAAGGAGAAGAAGAACAUUAAGAAAAAGCUGAAAAGGAAGGGCCUUGACCUAAUCAUUCAAGAUUCUUUCGGACCUAUAACUCCUGGUAGCGAGGUGGUGCUUGAAGCUGGCACUGAAUCAGAGCCUGUCGCCACUCAACCAGAAGAGCUGAUCACUGGACUUACUGAAAUCGAAGCGCAGACUGAGCAAAACCAGGAAGAACCCCCAAACAAGACAUCUGAUAAGCUUUCUUCCAGCCCAGAUGACAACAAUGUUGUUGACACACAGGACGAUCUCAACGACGUGACAAAGGAGCAGGCCGAACCCACAGGCCAAGCCACACCUGCUGAAAAGAACAUCCCCACUGAGCCACCAUCUUCGCAAGAGACGCCCCCACCCGCUGAAGUCAAGUCAGAUGAGCAAGAAAGUGCGAAGGAUAAUGUGGUUUCCCCUCCAGAGGCCGACGAUGAGAAGAUGGCGGAACUCGAACGCAAACCCGAGACUCAAGUGCCAGCAAUGGAAGUGCCGGCAGUCGAAGCUCCAAGCGAAUCUGAAAUGCCGUCAUUGCUCGAAGAAAGCCAGCGUGGAUCUGAAUCACAAGAAGAAGUCCCAGUUCCUUCGCCGGCCAAGAAUGACACCAGUCAAGAAACCGAAACCGAAAUUGCACUCGUCGAGCCGAUUAGGGAAAUGGAGCCCGAACCAUCAACAUCGCAUGAACUGGAUCACCGAGUUACAACACCCCAGCCUACGAGUGAAGUCCCAGAGGCUCAUGAUCUGGAACUACCGUCUUCAAACCCAGUCACGGAAACCGAAGGGGUACCAGAAACUCACAAAGAUAUGGUUAUUGGCUCGGGCCCCAAGGAGUCCUCAGCGCCCGUCGAUCAGACGCCUCUUGUCCAGGAGACCAUUGUGGUUGAAGAGUCAUCAGACAUCUCGCCGAAAAAGAGUAAAAAGAAGAGAAAGAGUCGUAAAUCUGACCUUAGCGAAACCGAGACUCAAGCCCCUAGCAGCAGCGAGACAAACAAUGCAGUCAGUGAUGAUGUGCCACAAGAAACCCGCCGGACCGUGGAGGAUACGCAGGACCAUGAAAAGAACGACAAAUGUCAGGAUCAACCAGACAGUAUCAUGACCAGCCAACCAGCAAAUGAGAUGCCAUCAUCAGUAGAGCAGCCAUCAGUCAACACCGAUUAUCCAACUCUCGACACACGAGAGACUUUGGAGAAAAGCAAGAGCCAAAAAGAAAACCAAGAAGUCUCCCACAUCAUCGAUGACACUAACGCUCCAAUGCCUACCGACCUGUCUCCAACAUCCAGAGAUGUAGAACAAGCGCAGCCCACACAGCCCCAGCCGGAACAGACUGUUGUUAUUGAAAAAAGAGAACCAACAUCAGAUACCACAGGAGAAGACCGCGAGAACACAGCCUCUCUGCCUGAUACACAUGCUGAAGGAAGAUCAGUUGAGACUGAGCUGGAUGUGAACGUUGUGCCUUCUGAAGGCAAAAAGAAGUCCAAGAAAAACUCUAGCGCUGCUAGCGCCGAACUUACCGAUUCAAACAACGGUCACCCAAGCUUGGAGCCUGUCCAGAGAUUCGACGAGCAGCAAGAUAAGCCGAAUCCCGCGGAUAUACCAACGGUCGAACGCUCUGGUCAGCAGACACAAGACGAACCUGCCAAACCUGAUGAGAGCAAUUCCCCAAGGAAUAUCCUAGAGAAGCCCACCUCAGGACUGCCAACUCCCACGCCAAAAACCACAUUUGAAGACAUUGUAAAGCAGACACCUGGCGAUGACGUUGCUAAACCCAUCAAGUCGCCUGUUCGAUCCAGCAAAGGCAAGACCACAACACAGUCAGAGGGCAUUGCUGGCUCGAUCUUCUCCAUGGCCAGUUCGUUCUUCUCCCAGAAGGACAAGAAGAAGAAGCGAAAAGGUGAGCCCACUGGGACACCCGGGUCAGGAACAGCAUCCCCAAUUGAACAAAGUCACGAAACCCAACACAGGCCAUCACAGUCUCCCAAAAGCAAAGCCCGCUCAAAUCCAAAUGAUGCGUUAAUUGAGCAUAUCCAGCCAGUCGAAGAGACAACCACUUUCAAUACACCUGAAUCUCCGAAACAGCUCGAUCAAAUUAAAAGACCUGUCAAGCUAGUGGAGCAAGAUACUGUUGAACGUGGUCCCUCGCCCGCUUCAAAGACCGAUGGGAAGAAUGGCAUGGAAAAGGACACUGGUCAACCUCCCGCAGACAAUAGCACUAGGGAUUUAUCUACAGACGCCACAGGAAUUGCUCAUAUAGUUAACGAAACCCCUGGUGCUGUCGAGGAUGACUUGAAUGUAGGGCAAGCAGUGGGUACGGCUACGACAGGGGAUUCCUCUGGAAAGCUAUCAAAGAAGGACAAGAAAACCAAAAAGAAAGAGCAGAAGCGAGCCGAGGGUGAAGCCAAACAGACAAGAGAGGCCCCGAAUGUCGCGCCCUCUUACCCAAUAGCUCCCGACCAACUCGUACAGAGCAACCCUGAUACGGAGCAACCUGUUCAGGCUUCUGGGCCGGCUCCUCAGGCUACAGAGUCACUCGAGUCUUCUACUUUGCCACAAAAACCCGAGGUUUCUACACAGCCAUCACCCGAUCUACCCCAGAGUGGUGACUUCCUCCAACUUGGGGGGGAAGAAACUAGUCUGCAAGGCCAAAAGUCAAGGAUGAACGAACAGGACAUUGAGCAACCCGAGCAUAGCUCCCUGAUCGGCUCCACAACCAAAGGCGAUGCAAAGCCCGAAAACGAAGACGUUCAGGCGUCGCCUGCUGUCAAGCAACCUCAGUCUAUCGUUGAAGAGCCUUUGACAGACCCUGUGCCAAGCAAAAUGCUAGAAAGCGGGCGGGAUACUGCCACGGACUUUGAUAACUCUACGCAAGCUAAGGAUUUGGCUAUGGUAACUGAGCCUCCUCUGGCGAGUCCUGUUGAUGAGCCCAUGACCCAGCCUGCAGUGCCAUUUAUCCCUGAAGGCCAAGCCUCGGGCUCUACUCCCGUCAAUCCCAUCAAUCCCCAGUCACCUUCUGCUAUACCCACAAAGGUAGAGGGUAUUGACGCUAGUUCAGAUUCGAAGCUGUCGAAGAAGGAAAAGAAAAAGGCGAAGAAGCUAGCUUUGGAAAAGGAAGUUGCAACUGAGCCUGAGGCCUCUGACGCACCAGAUACUGAGUCUUCUCGGGCCAGCAAGCCAACAGAACCAGACGCACGAGCUGCCAUUGAAGCGAACGAUCAAGACGUUGAGGGCGAGAUCAACCCGGAUGCACCAACAAGUUCGAAGAAAGGAAAGGAGACUGAGCGUGAAACUGAAAUCGAAAGCGCCAUCACCACUCCAGUCGACAGAAAGCUUAGUGCUCCACCAGUAGCGGAACCAUCGCAGCUUGUAACAGCCCCGGCCCAAGGCAAGACCACAGUUGAACCUGAUCUAGCAACAAUCGUCGAGCCUUCUGAGAAAGCAAUUUUGCCUAGGCCAGCAUCAGACAUCCUCACAUCUGGACCAGACGCUUUAACAGAGUCCCCAAUGACAGCUGCCCCUGUCGCGAUACCUCAAGAGCCUGGUAUGAUCAUACCCGAGGAGAACUUCCAAACGCUUCCCCUGUCUCCUCAGAAUAAGCAUAUGAGUGCGGAAGACCGAUCGACGAAACCUGCUUUAGCCCCUUCACCGAGUUUCAAAAACGACACAACUCUUAGCGCUCGAUUGGGGUUUAAUAGGCCCACUGCGAGUACGAAAGAGAAGAAGAAGAAGCGCCGGAAGAGCUCAGAGCAGACAAUGUCGUCCCCAGAGUCUGUUCCCGUUAGUUCGCCAGGUACCUUGACCGAGACAGAUAAACGAUCAGCGAAGACUCAAAAUGGUGUUGGAGAUAGCACAGCUGCUGCGGGUGAUAAACGACCAAGCAAGCUCGAAACAUCUAUUUUUGCUAGAGUUACGGCAGCUGCAGCCGCUGCAUGGGGUACUAAAAAGGCUGGUGACAAGACCACGAAGGAACAGACGCAGGAUGAGCAAAACUAUGGAGAAGGAAGAUUAGGAGAGAGAGAGAGUACUCAAGACGAGCGAGGUGAGCGAGCUUCGACUGAUGGAAAAACGACAACCGAGGCCAACCCGCACGACAUCAAGAACCCAACCAUAGACACCGCCAAGGACGCCCAUCAAAGGACAUCGGUGUCCCGUGAAGUACGAGAAGUCGAUAUGGAUAGGAAGACAGAUGAGGCUGCGAUGGUCGGUAAUGAAUCCAAGGACAAGGAAAGAGAAACUACUGGAAAUUCGACAAACAAGACCAAGACCCCCGAGAAAAGGUUGAAAUCCUCAAAAGGCACUGAGAGUGCCAGACAAUCACCAGCCGAACCUAAGCAGCCAGAACGACAAGAUGAAAUGGCUAGCCCACACGGGCUGACCAGAGACGCCCCUGCCAGGUUCGGACAGGAGGACAAGAUUUUACAAAGAUCACGGCCGGACGACUUGGACGACGCGGAGAGUCCCGUUCUCGGCCGCGGCGAUUCACAGUUGUCAAGAGGGUCGCUGCAGAAGCUAUUACGCCGUGACUCUGGCGUAGACGAGCCCCGAGGUGGCCUGCUACGAGAAGACAGCACUACAAUCGCGCCUAUGCCGGUCAUGGAAUCCGACACCAGUGAUAUUCUGAGGUCGCCAAGCAGACUUUUAGAGCCGGUCCUCGAGGUUCCUGAGGCGGAAACGGAACCAACCAGGGGGACAUACUCACCACCACCUCAAGUCAGACGAAACAGCGGCCCUGCUGGUGACGCAUCGAGUUUUCAGAGACGGAGCAGGCGUCUGAGUGAAGAAUCCAGACGUGAUAGUGUCACAGGAGAGAGGCCAACUUUGAGACGAAACAAACACCGCAGUCCAGAAUCGUUUCGCGACAGCGGAAUAGAGACCGAUGGCUGGGAGCAUCCACAGCCAAAUUUGGACCGUACGGUGAUGCAAACUCCCGAGCCAAAAACCGAGCGAAGACUUCGUCGCUCUCCUCGAGGCGGCACGCCAGUGUUCCGAGAGCCCACUAUACCAAGUCCAACCCCAGAGCCUGAGAAGAAGAAACAAUAUGGAAUCCUUACACCGGUAGGCGCUACCGUUGCAGCGGGUGCGGGUGCGGGCCUAGCGUCAACGCUAUCUAGAUCUGGGCCGGGACCUUCAACAUCGACAUCGACAUCGACACCCACUCGAACGCCCACUCCAACUUCAAACUCAAACCCAAACUCAAACUCUAACCCUGCAGCGUCAUAUGCUGGACGAAGAAGCUUUUCUGACAAUGCAAGUCCUGUUCGGCGAUCGACUCCUCGCCUCGAAAGCGCAGCCCGCCGGGCUGUCUCUAACACGAGCCUCUCGCGUCGUCGAACCCCAGAGCCGCUUCAUUCGAGGCCUGAAAGUCCAGGCACCAACCGGUCGUCAGGCACCCCCACUCCACCGCUACGCCGCGCCGAUAAGCGAAUGAGCGGUGAUCUGCGGUCUAUACGUCAACAAAACAACACCGCUACCGGUACCGCAACAGCGCCUGUCAGCUCCACGCCCGUCGCAAAUGAGGGUCGUGCCCGUGCCACCAAGGACAUGGCCGACAUCUACGAUGGCUUCGGUGAGGGGCGCAUCGGCUCGCCUCGAUCGCCUACCCGGCCUCACAGCAUGCGCCGCCGACAGAGCAUGCAGGUCCUCGAACUCGAGAAUAGGGUUGAGCAGCUAAUGGCCGAGAACCGAAUGCUCACAGAUGCCCGUGCUAUGGCUGAGACAAGUUUGAGCCAACGCGCUGCCAACAGUCUCGCCGAGCGCGAUGCCGAGAUCGAUACCCUUAAGCAAUCGUUACAGUUCCUCCAGAACGAAGUUUCUCGACUUAGCGAAGUUAACGACGGUCUUGCCAGCGCCAAUGCUGAGCUCGCCAAUAAAGACACAGGCCGUGUAGCCGACCUCGAGAGCCGCAACGCGAUUGUCGCGCGUGAAUUGGAAGAGGCCCGUCGCUCCAAAGGAACCACUGAGCAGUCCCUUGAAGAGAAAGACGCUGAGAUUGCCGAUCUUCGAGCCCAACUCGACUCCGCCAAAGAAAAGAUUCGCGAGUUGCAACGUCAAAUCCUUGAGGCCAAGGCCCAUGACGCCCACUUCCUCAACAUUCGUGACGAGGAUCACUUUGAUCACCGCUGCCAACAACUUUGCUCCCAUGUUCAACAGUGGGUGCUGCGUUUCUCUAAAUUCUCAGACAUGCGCGCUUGUCGCUUGACAAAUGAGAUCAAUGACGAGAAAACAAUCGACCGACUCGACAACGCCGUACUUGAUGGCUCUGACGUCGACGUUUACCUUCGGGAUCGUGUAAAACGACGUGAUAUCUUCAUGUCCAUGACCAUGAACAUGAUCUGGGAAUUCGUCUUCACCCGCUACCUGUUCGGUAUGGAUAGAGAGCAGAGACAGAAGCUCAAGUCGUUGGAGAAAUUACUGACUGAGGUCGGUCCCCCCGAAGCGGUACGCCAAUGGCGUGCCGUCACUUUAACACUACUGGCGAAGCGCGAAAACUUCAAACGCCAGCGCGACCUGGAUACAGAGGCCGUUGUCCAGGCCAUCUUCCAGACGCUAUGCAAGAUCCUUCCACCACCGACAAACCUGGAGGAUCAAAUUCAAUCUCAGCUACGACGCGUCAUGAGAGAGGCCGUUGGUCUCUCGAUCGAGAUGCGUACGCAGAAAGCUGAAUACAUGAUGCUGCCGCCUCUGCGACCCGAGUACGAUGCAGACGGCGAGCUUACCGCCACAGUCCAAUUCAACGCAUCAAUGAUGAACGAGCGAAGCGGUAGCAUUACCACCUCGAAUGAAGAUCUUGAGGCUCAAGGCGCGAUUGUCAGAGUCGUCCUGUUCCCACUUGUCGUCAAGAAAGGAGACGACAAUGGCAAGGGCGAUGAAGAAAUCGUUGUGUGCCCAGCCCAGGUUCUGGUCCCUCGCUCCAGGAUGUUUCCUGGUGCGAGCGACGGCGGAAGUACCUCUAUUGGUGCACGAAGUCAUAUUAGCCUUGUGACUGAGACGAUGGGCCAAACUGAGGUUGACUAUUAG